GGUGACUUUGGGUUGGAUAUCAGGAUGGCUCGAGCUGGAGGUGAGGCAACGAUGACAACUCUCCUACUCUUCGUCUUGCUUCCGAUGAUCGUAUCGGAAGGAAGAGUCACGAAACGUGGGGCAUCGGCGGUGGAGAGGAGAAGCGUGUUGGACGAUGGCCUCGGCCGGACUCCUCCCAUGGGGUGGAACAGCUGGAACCAUUUCCAAUGCAACAUCAACGAGCAGACCAUCAGAGAAACUGCUGAUGCACUGGUGAACAGUGGACUUGCCAAUCUGGGUUAUCGAUAUGUCAACAUAGAUGACUGCUGGGCAGAACUCAACAGGGACUCUCAAGGAAAUUUAGUGCCAAAGAAGUCGACGUUCCCCUCUGGCAUUAAGGCGCUUGCAGAUUACGUGCAUGGAAAAGGGCUUAAGCUUGGAAUCUACAGUGAUGCAGGGACGCUGACAUGCAGCAAGACAAUGCCCGGCUCCUUGGGACAUGAAGAACAGGAUGCAAAGACCUUUGCCGCCUGGGGGAUCGAUUACUUGAAGUAUGACAACUGCAACGACCAGGGUCUCAAACCAAGUGAAAGGUACCCCAAGAUGAGCAGAGCUCUAAAGAAUAGUGGAAGGCCUAUUUUCUUCUCUCUAUGUGAAUGGGGUGUCGAUGAUCCAGCAACUUGGGCAAGCACUUUAGGACACAGUUGGAGAACAACAGAAGACAUCUUCGACAAAUGGGACAGGAUGAUAUCGCUUGCCGAUCAGAACGAUAGAUGGGCAGCUUAUGCAAAGCCUGGUGGCUGGAAUGAUCCGGAUAUGCUUGAAGUCGGAAAUGGCGGGAUGACAACAGAGGAGUAUCGAUCGCAUUUUAGUAUAUGGGCAUUGGUCAAGGCUCCCUUGUUGAUUGGAUGUGAUGUAAGAUCAAUUACCAAAGAAGCAUACGAUAUACUGAGCAACCAAGAAGUCAUUGCUGUUAAUCAAGACUCACUUGGAGUUCAAGGGAGGAAGAUAGUUUUGGGACCCAAUAAUACAGAGGUUUGGGCGGGUGUACUCAGCGGCGGGAGGGUGGCUGUCGUCCUGUGGAACCGAGGAAGCUCAAGGGCAACGAUCACAGCCCAAUGGCCUAACAUCGGCAUUGUGUCACCAUCGGCUAUUGUUAAAGCUCGUGAUAUUUGGGCACAUGCGGAUAUUGGCAAUCUUCAAGGGCAAAUCACCGUUACGGUGGACUCUCAUGCUUGCAAGAUGUACAUUCUGACACUGCAGUAGAACAUUAUGCUCGUUGCCAUGUAAGACUUGGAGUUGGAGCACAAAGAUGCAGAAGCCCGUUUCUUUCACAUAUUUCAUGAACAAGCUUGCUAUAUUUUUCGAUUCAGUGAAGACUACACCGUUGUGAUUGA
Musa acuminata subsp. malaccensis (wild Malaysian banana) is the source of this 1376-nucleotide messenger RNA. Its product is annotated as alpha-galactosidase. Gene Ontology annotation, molecular function: hydrolase activity, hydrolyzing O-glycosyl compounds. Gene Ontology annotation, cellular component: plant-type cell wall. Gene Ontology annotation, biological process: carbohydrate metabolic process. The record is from RefSeq and is a predicted model, not a curated record. NCBI's taxonomy places the organism in Eukaryota, Viridiplantae, Streptophyta, Magnoliopsida, Zingiberales, Musaceae.